AUGGAUGCUGCCACCACAAGCGGUGCAGCCAACCUCCCCGUCGACACCUCACCCUCUGCUACCGCAGAACUGGAUGCUUUCCGUGUGGAGAUUAUCAGCACUCAACUUCUAAAGAAGGAACUCAAUGCACAAGCGGUUGAGAAUUUGUUGGCUCAAAAACUGGCCCCCACCGGUACCAAUCUGGGCUAUCGCAAGAAUCAACUUCGUUUUUUGGAAUGGGCUAUUCAAAAUAACGUCUCUUUUACCUCCUUUACACCGGUCGAACUUGUCAAUUUCUUGGCUGAUAUGUCUAGUCGUCAUGGUCUUCAGGCAUCUACACUCAAAACCUUGCAGGCGGUCGUAGUUCAUCUACAUGAUGAUCCCAAAGGUAUUCGAGAAAGCGAGGUUAUUAACAAUUACAUAGAUUCUAGAAUGAAGCAGGCGCCUCCGGUCAACAUUCAUCGACCCACCAUUGAUAUCUCUCCAGCAAUGGCCUUUGCUCAAUCCAUCGCUUCUCGAACAACCACUCCCAUCAAACGGUUACAACAGAAGUUGGCUUUCCUUUUGGCAAUGGCAGCCUUUCUCCGUCCAUCAGAUUUGGCUCGUAUUCCUUUUGGCUCGUGCUCUAUCACCAACAAUGGCUGUCUCUACUUUGAGGUGGUGGCUCCCAAAGAAACUAGAGGUAAACGACGCAUCAUCAAGCCCUUUACGGUCCAUUCUCAUGCAUCCGAUAUCGAACUGUGUCCGGUACAAUGUUUCAAGGCUCUUCGAGACCAUCCUGGUUUGGCUUCUCGCCCUUCUGGUUCACAGCUCUUUGUUAAGUCCAAUCUCAUUAAUCAACCUCUCUCGUCAUCAACCAUCUCAUCAUGGUUGCAUAAAGAGUUCAUUCAACUUUGCACGUCUGAAUCAAAUGUUUCUGUUCGUUCUCUGGCUUCUUCUCGUGCCUUAGACAGUGGUAUUUCCCGGGAUAAUAUCGUAGCUCUUGGAAAAUGGGCUUCUUCGGAGACCUUUGUUCGUCAUUACUGUGGUGAUCUGAGCACUUUCAAUACAAAAUAUAAUAAAUAA
Molecule: messenger RNA, 1044 nt
Organism: Gilbertella persicaria
Lineage: Eukaryota; Fungi; Mucoromycota; Mucoromycetes; Mucorales; Choanephoraceae
Exons: 1
Coding region: 1-1044 (347 amino acids)
Biological process (GO): DNA integration; DNA recombination
Molecular function (GO): DNA binding
Source: RefSeq, a predicted model, not a curated record